UUGCAUUUUGUGUUAUGUAGUUUAAAAUGAAAAUUACUAUUUAUUACAUAUUUGCUGCAUGGUUGUUUUAUAUAGCAAGUUGUCAACUCCCACCUGUGGAGGAACAAAUCCCUCCGAAAGUCCAUGAGGUGGUGAUCCUCCAACCAAUACCAAUUCAGAAUGUUGUCGGUUUUGGGGAUCUUAAAAUGGAAUGCAGUGCAUCUGGCAACCCAGCACCUACUAUAGAGUGGUCAUUUAAUGGGGUCAAGUUUGUCAAAGACCAACCAUUUAAUGGUGUGGAAGGAGCCGAAAUUCGACACAUACUUAAAGGAAAUCGAAUCACUAUUAAAGGUGUCAAGGGGAAAUAUAACGAUGAAAGUGACAAGCACGACACAGGUCGAUAUCGUUGCAUAGCACGGAAUGAAGUUGGUGCUGUAUUUUUAGAAAAGUAUAUUCAAAUUCGUGUUAUGGCUAAGUUUAAUUCACGAGAUAAUUAUUUACGGAAAGACAACACUAUAGAAAUAAAUCCAACGGUUGGUAAAAGUGAGACUAUAAACUGUCCAGCACACAAACUUGGCUAUGGGUGUGAAUACAGUUGGGGAGCUGUUGACUUAAAAACAAGAAAAACAGAAUAUUUUUACUCUGGAAAUCCUAAUAAACGUAUGUUUAUAAAAAAUAAUGGUGAUCUUGUGUAUAGUUACGUUGACGAGUUUGAUAUUCUCCAGUCAUCUAGUCUUGGUGGACUUUCGUGUAUUAUAACCAACUAUGGACAAACUGUAGCUUCAAACAAAUACAUGUUUCUAACAGCAUAUAAAACUGCACUGGAAAACCGUGAACCAGUUUUGGAAGCUCAUAUGCCAAAGACCAUGAAAGGAGCAGUUGAUAGGCCAUUUGUUCUAACUUGUGGAGCAACAGGACGACCUCUGCCAGAGUACCGCUGGGAAUAUCAAGGAGUCCCUAUUAGAAGUGUAACUGGUGAUGGAAAACUAAAUUUUGAGUUUUUUGAGUUUUUUGGGAACAAGAUGGAACUUCGUAUCAGAAGAUUGACUAGAUAUUCAGGUGGUACAUUUAGAUGUUACGCAAAGAAUGCUCAUGGAGAGGACCACAGACAAGGCCAAUUGACAGUCCUAUUCCCACCAAAAUGGAAAAACGUUCUUCCGGAUACGAUUGAUCAACCUUUGGGUAAUCGUUUUGAAUUGAUAUGCAAUGCCACUGGGUUCCCAACACCUAAAGUUGAGUGGUUUCAGAAUGGAACAAGAUUAAUUACAUCACAAGAUAAAAGAAAGAAGGUGGUAGGUGAUGGGGUAAACGACUACGGGGGAGUACUGACCAUCGAGGAAACAAGGUUUAUAGAUAAUGGCAUAUAUAUCUGUGUUGCCUUCAAUGAAUUGGAAACGUUGACAAUGUCGACAUUUCUUAGAAUAAAAGAAAUGAAACCAGAAUUUCGUGUUCCGUUGGACGACCCAAUCUAUCUGUUUAGGACGAGCACAAUGAUGAUUCAUUGUAAUCCAUUGGGUGGACCUAUACCUGAAAAAACGUGGAAAAGGGACAAUGUUGAUAUUGUUGAUGGUGGUCGUUACAAAAUUUUUAAAAAUGGAUCCCUCCAGAUUACAAAUGUGCAAAAAUCAGAUGCUGGAAAGUACAGAUGUUCAGCUACUAACAUUCUUGGUUCUGCUUUCAGUGAAGGGACUGCAGUUGUCUUAGAACCAACAUUGAUCACUAACCAUAUAGAAAGUCGUAGAGAAGAUAUUGGAUGGGAUUAUACAGAACUAUUUUGUGGAGCUAGCUGGGACAAAAGAUUGGAUUUGCGCAUUGAAUGGUAUAAGGGUGGUGUGAGGAUGACUAAAUUUACAAAUAGAAUUUACCUUGAACAGCGUGCAACUGGUCCACCUAGGUUAUUAUUCAUAAGGAAUUUAACUGUGGAUGAUGCUGGAAUGUAUUCUUGCCAUGCUUACACCACUGUCGGUAAUGUUAUAUCAGAAAAAUGGUCUCAUGCAAAUCUGACGGUCAAAGCACCACCAGAACCACCUACAGGUUUGCGCAUUGAUGGUAACUGUUAUAAUAAAGACAAUGGAGAUAUCAUAUUGAGAUGGCAUAGAGGAGAGCAGAUUGGGGUACCAAUUAGGAAGUACUUUGUUGAGUUUUCAACUAACCAGUCAUCGCAUGCUAACAAAUGGUUUGGUGGGAAAGGUGAUCCUCUUAUUCCAAACUCCGAAAUGAUUGCAGCGGCAUCAAGCAAAGUUAUUCAGUUUAAGCUAAACAAGUUUCUUGUUCCUGGUGCUAAUCUCAUCUUCCGAUUGAUAGCAGCGUCUGACCUUUUAACUGGUAGACCAAGUCGCCCAACGUCACCAAAUACUUGCAACACUAAAGCGGGAAAACCUGUUAUCAAUCCAGUAAAUGUUACUGGUAUAGUUUAUGGAGUGGGAAAAUUGUCUAUACGAUGGCGUCCUGUCACUGAUGUUUACUUUGGCGGGGACAAUUUUGAAUAUGAAGUAAAUUACAGAAAGGUAGGCGAAAAGCUGUUUCAGAAGAAGCCAAUUACAGACCUCAACCAAACAGAAUAUGCGAUAACUUCACCUGGCGAGUACGUACAGUAUCAAUUCUAUGUUUUAUCCAAGAACAAAGAGGGUUAUGGACCUGACAUACGAAACGACGAAAUUAAAACUGCAUAUUCUGGACGAAAAGCUCCAGAGUUUGCGCCAAGUAAUGUGGGAGUUGGAAAAAUAACUAUUGAUAAUGUUGAGCUCCAUUGGUCUCCUGUAAAAGACGCAGAUGGAUAUCGGGUGCGCUAUUGGAACAUAACGGACGCUGAGCAUUUACGUGGACGUAGUGGCCGAUCCAGAAGAGCCACAGAUUCCAUUGUGUACAAAUAUCAAACAUUUAUGGGAAAGGAUUACUCAAAUGGUGCCACUUUAUCCAACCUUACCUCUCAAGUAGAUUUCCUGGCUACUGUAGCUGCAGUGAACAAUGGAGGUGCUGGGCCAGAAAGUGGUGUGAUUGAGUUUACGUCAAGUGCAAGAAUUCCUGGUUACGUGUCUGAUGUUCAUCUUCAAAUCUAUGGAAGGUCUGUGCAUAUCAAUUGGAAUCCUCCACUGCACCCAAACGGAUACAUUGAGUCAUAUGAGAUUCGCUGGAUAGAAACCAGGAACGAAGGUGAUACCAGACCCGCGAAAGAGGAGCGUCUAACAAUGGACCGGCGAUCGCGCGAAGCGUAUGUGAUCAACAAAAUGACUCCGUUGACGUAUUUUGAUGUCACAAUAAGAGCACGCAAUCGUUUGGGGCCAGGUCGUCCCUGGGUGCGAGAACGAUUCGCUGUCAGUGCAGAAGAUAUUCCUGGAAAGCCUGGUGCUCCAAAGGCUAAACCAUUUGACGAUACUGCUAUCAAUGUCACCUUUCAACGGCCUUCGUAUGGUGGUCUGCCAACCACGUUUUAUGUCUAUUACCGUCCAACUGGUCAUUUUUUCGAUGAACCCAAGAGAUUAUCGCAGGCUUUUCCGAAUAGAGCUUGGACGCUUGUUACGGGUUUGGACUUUUUGGUGUACGAUUUCUGGACAGUUGGGGUAAAUUCGAUGGGUCAAAGUGAAACGAGUGACGUCACAGAGCAACAACCUAUCAGAAGACCAAAGCCUCAAUCGCAUGCAUCACAGUUUGAUUGGUAUGAAAGCAACUGGUUUAUAGCUGUCGGCAUGUGUAUGUUGUUUUUCUGCAUCACCGUCAUUGUGGUGGCCUUCUUGUUGAAAGGUGGUCCCAAGCCCUACAAACGCUUAAGAGAUCGAGGUUACGGUGGAUAUGGCGGCGGAAAUAGAGGCGCACAGGAGAUGAGCCAAUUACCUUCCAAAAGCUCUAAUGGCGCUUACUCAAGACCUGCCACUGAAGCACCACUUUAUGAUAAAGAUCAAUAUGACGAUAGAAGGAAUUUAUCAGCCAGUGAACCAGCUAGUGAACCUGACGUACCUCCACCUCGCUAUUCCAGUCAAAGUUCCCUCGAGAAAAAAGCACUUACAGCUAGUGAAGAUGGGAGCGAGACAGGCUCCGGUAGUGAUUACUCGGACAGUGAGACUGGAACUGGAAGCGACUACAGCGAUGAGGAGCAGGGAUCAUACUACAGUGACGAGGAGAAGAAGAGGGAUAGCCAGGAGGACGAUGAGGAAGAAGAAGAUAUUUCAACAUUUGUUUAACUUCACGUGUAUUCAAAGGUGUUGGCAUUUAUAAAGCACUGUCCUCUUUACCGGUGGUUGUUAUUAUAGUCCUAUGCACAGAAACAUGUCGUCUUCCGUUGUGAUUGUAGAUCGCCAGUACCACUUCGUUCUCAUCCCCCCUACCGAUCUUGAUACCAAUUCUAUAUGUCUUAAUCGUUUAUAUUUUUCAAGGAAAUCAAUCUAAGACGUCCGGAGAUCUUUGUCGGGAACGUAUAAAAAUAAACAACAUAAAUUUUUAGUUUUGGGCUGUUUUUCGGGAACCAAAAAUUUGGCGCCGCUGUAAGUACUUAGGAUCUUUUUGAUAACCUGCUCGUAACCAUUUUGUGACAGUGUGUAUAUAUAUGAUGUAAUUUGUAGAAAUUUUUAUUUGCAUAUAUAUUUGUUUAUUAAAAAAAAUUGAUUUUGCAUUUGUAAUUUUGGCCGUUAGUUGACAUUUUCACUCGAAAUUUUGUCACUCGCACAUUGGUUUUUAAUCUGCCAUAUUUAAUUCAAGUGGAAAUAUGUAUGGCGAGUAACCCAAGUUUGUCGAGUAGAGAUAUCAGUUAAUUGUUGAGGAAGAUAAUUAUGUUUAUUGUAGGACACCAUUUUAUUUUACAAUUUCUGUAAUUCGAUCAUUUUGCAAUUCAAGGAAAAGUAAUUGAUUCCUUGAAAUGGUCUUUAAGUUUUGUAGCACGUGUUCGAAUUACAGGAGUGUUUCUGUUUUCUGUAUUCGGUGUGUUUUGUUUUACACAUACGAUAACAACAAUUGAGUAGUUUGGCACAACACUAACAAGAAAGUUUGUGAACACCUCAAUAGUGGUCCUAUAAAUUUUGAAAUAAUUAUUAACCUUUUAUAAUUCAAAUUUUUGUACACUAAUAUUUUUUCUGAUUAAAAAAAAUAUUUCCAAA
This is a messenger RNA of Hydractinia symbiolongicarpus, 5066 nucleotides long. RefSeq names its product contactin-2-like. Gene Ontology annotation, molecular function: protein binding. Lineage: Eukaryota; Metazoa; Cnidaria; Hydrozoa; Anthoathecata; Hydractiniidae. Bases 27 to 4157 code for a protein of 1376 amino acids. The record is from RefSeq and is a predicted model, not a curated record. The transcript has 19 exons.